This is a messenger RNA of Vicia villosa (hairy vetch), 921 nucleotides long. RefSeq names its product gibberellin-regulated protein 14-like. The transcript has 4 exons. The record is from RefSeq and is a predicted model, not a curated record. NCBI's taxonomy places the organism in Eukaryota, Viridiplantae, Streptophyta, Magnoliopsida, Fabales, Fabaceae. The coding region runs from base 58 to 639 and encodes 193 amino acids.
GAACUAGUUGGUUUUUCAAGUAACACUCACUAGAUUACUCUUCUUUCUUUCUUGUCCAUGCUCCAAAAAAUGGCUUCAAAAUCCAUUCUUCUUCUAGCCAUUUUUCUUGUGGUGGCCACUAAGGUUUAUUCGUAUGAGGAAGAUCUCAAAAUAGUGGUGAACUAUGCAAACCCUUCAGCUCCUUCUGUUCUAGCUCCACCAGUAAAACCAUCACCAACACCUGUAGUGACGGCUCCAACACCGCCUUCUCCGGUGAAGACACCGCCAACAACUCCACCACCUUUGAAUGCUCCUCUUUCUCCCCCAUUGUCAAAAACACCUUAUCAAACACCACCUAUUGUGAAACCACCUUCACCACUACCAGUCACAGCACCCACUCAGCCACCAACUUCUCAGCCCCCUGUUGCCAAAACUCCACUGGCACCACCUACUCCAUUCGUCAAAUCAUUGAGGGAUUGUAUUCCACUAUGUGGCUAUAGGUGCCAAUUACAUUCAAGGAAGAACUUAUGCUUGAGAGCAUGCGUAACAUGUUGUAACCGUUGCAGAUGUGUCCCUCCAGGAACCUAUGGCAACAGAGAAAAAUGUGGCAAAUGCUACACUGAUAUGUUGACUCGUGGCAACAGAUACAAGUGUCCGUAGAUACACAAAUUUAUACACAUAUAAUUAUGAGUAAAAAAAUAUGUAAUAGCAGGGAUUAAGGUUUUAAAUUGCUGGUUAAUUGAAUAUUAAUUUAGUUACCAGCAUUACACUAUGCAAGUUAAGUUAAUUAAUUACUAGUAUGCUAUAUAUGUAAUCUAUCAUGUAUGUGGUCUUUGUGGUCCAGAAAUUUAUAUUGAAAUUAAGUGGUACUAUUAACAUGGAAUUAUGAAAGUAUAUUUUGUUGUUGAAAAAUUAAUACUAUGAAGUUAUGAUCUUGAUUAA